Diversispora eburnea is the source of this 1401-nucleotide messenger RNA. The record is from the annotation of a GenBank genome assembly. Lineage: Eukaryota; Fungi; Glomeromycota; Glomeromycetes; Diversisporales; Diversisporaceae.
AUGGCAUCGAUUAAUUAUGAUAAAAUCAAAACAGAUGCCGCUCAACAUCCAAAACCACAAGAUAUUAAAUACACUCAUGGAACAGCCGGAUUUCGAAUGAAAGUUGGUAUUUUGGCAGGUCUUCGUUCAAAGAAACUCGACGGUAAAGUUAUUGGAGUCAUGAUCACUGCAUCCCAUAAUCGAGAAAUUGAUAAUGGAGUAAAACUUGUGGAUCCAUAUGGUGAAAUGCUUCAUCAAUCAUGGGAAGGAUAUGCAACUCAAUUAGCAAAUGCUCAAACAGAAGAUGAACUUGUUGAAAUCAUUAAAACCAUUGUGAAAGAAUUUGAUAUUGAUGAAACUAAACCAUCCAAAACCACACCACAACUUCAUUAUGUUACAUGUUGUUUAAAUACACAAGGAACUGAGAAAAGUUAUGGAGAACCUACUGAAGCAGGUUAUUAUAAGAAAUUAGCAAAUGCUUACCGACGAAUUAUGGAAGGAAAAUCACGUCCUUCUUUAUUAUAUGUGGAUUCAGCUAAUGGUGUAGGUGCAAUUAAACUUAAAGAACUCUCAAAUUAUAUUGAUAAAGAUAUUCUAGAUGUCAUAGUACUUAAUGAUGACAUAAAAACCCAAGGAAAAUUAAAUCAUUUGUGUGGAGCAGAUUAUGUUAAAUCCAAUCAAAGAUUACCAAUUGGAAUAAAUAUCAAAGCUGGAGAACGAGCAGCUUCAUUUGAUGGUGAUGCUGAUCAUGGAACAUUUAGAUUAUUUGAUGGUGAUAAAAUUAGUUCAUUAGCUGGAAGUUUUAUUAUUGAUCUUGUUAAGGCAGCAGGACUUGAAGGUAUAAAUGUAGGAGUUGUUCAAACUGCGUAUGCCAAUGGAAGUUCUACUCAUUAUCUGGAAAAAGUUAUGAAAGUUCCUGUAUCAUGUGUUCCCACUGGUGUGAAACAUCUUCAUCAUGAAGCUGAAAAAUUUGAUAUUGGUAUUUAUUUUGAAGCCAAUGGACAUGGAACUAUUUUAUUUAGUCCAACUGCAAUGAAAAUUAUUCAACAAGAAGACGCCAUCGAAAGAUUACGUGCGUUAACGGAAUUGAUUAAUCAAACUGUAGGAGACGCGUUAUCUGAUUUAUUGCUUGUUGAAGCAAUUCUAGCCAAUAGGCAAUGGACUUUAAAACAAUGCAAUGAAGCAUAUAAAGAUUUACCUAAUCGUUUAGUUAAAGUUAUCGUUACUGAUCGUCAUAUAUUCAAAACGACUAAUGCCGAAAGAACUCUUGUUGAACCGGCUGGACUUCAAGGGAAAAUUGACGCAUUGGUUGGGAAAUAUAAAGAUGGAAGAUCAUUUUGUGAUGAAUUAGCAUAUAGCGUUUCCGGUCUCGUUUAUGAUGAAGCUGGCGGUACUGGUGGAAGACCUGAUGAAUUUUUGUGA